Molecule: messenger RNA, 1257 nt
Organism: Aspergillus glaucus CBS 516.65
Lineage: Eukaryota; Fungi; Ascomycota; Eurotiomycetes; Eurotiales; Aspergillaceae
Exons: 2
Coding region: 1-1257 (418 amino acids)
Source: RefSeq, a predicted model, not a curated record
AUGGCGUCCACACGCUCACGAAAGCUCUCUACUUCGACCUUCGACAAGUUCUCGCUGCCCCGUACACCAGAGGAAUGGAAAGUUGCACUCUAUCAAAUCAAGUUCCUCUAUACUCAGCGCCAAUACAAGCAAUGCGCUGCUCGUGCAGAAACUCUUCUUAGCACCUCAAGAGAGCCAAUUCAUGCAGUCCACAAAACCUACCUCUACUUCUACAGUGCCAUCUCCUACGAAGCUCUGGGCCGCGCAGCGCACAAAUACUCCAGCAACAAGCUCUCCCUCCUCCACUCUGCCCUAGACUGUUUCACGACCUGCAAUGCGGUUCUACCGUCGACGAUCUCAGUUCCUGAUUAUGACGGGGGCGUGAGAGUGGAAGACGCAGACGAGAGUGAGACGUCGCUUGUGGACGAUUUAUCGCCGGGCGGCUCGCUUGAUUCUUCCUUCGUGGAGACGGAAGCGGAGGUAGAUGUGGAAGCGGAGAGUCCGUCGACGGUUGGAGGGCUUGUGGGUAGUCUUACGAGGAUCAUUGAUGAUUCUAUGGCAUGGGAUGAGGAUGAUCCAUUUAUUUCGCACGAGCAUGAGGAGCAGUUUGAUCAGGAUGUUGAUGUUGGAUUGUUUAGGCUUCCAAGGGAAGAGUCGAAGGGGAAGCUUAUGCCUUUGCCGCUUCAGAUCCGGAAGCCUGAUGCAGGGAGUUGUGCAGAGAGAUCUUACCGUCCGCCUCCGCUGCCUAUCAAGAUCGUCCCAUUUGGAGCAAAGCACACAGAAAUCCAAGAACACGAACAUAUCAACGCAAUCACACGCUACAACAACACCAUCCACUUCCUCCACACCCAAAUCACCACCAACAUCACAACCAUCCACACCCUCAUCACAUCCGUCACCGCACUCCAACGCACCCGCAAGGCAUCCCGAACCCGAAACCUCCGGCGAGUAGCCUCGUUCUGGAGUUUCAGCCCUGUCCAGCCCGACGAGGAUACUAACGAUAACGGCUGUCUCGGUAGGAAUCCUAGCGCCGGAGCUAGCGCUAGCGUGAGUGGGUCACAAUCUCCUGAAUGGGGCGGGACGGAGGAGACGGAGGAGGAGCAGCAGCAGCAGCAGCAGCAGGAAAGCAAAGCCGAGCGGAUUGCGCGAUUACGGGCAGAGGGGUGGAAGACGGUUGGGGUUAGGAAUGGGCGGCGGGGGUGGAAAGGGGUUGCGUGGUACGAGGCGUACUGUAAUGGGGUUUUGGAUGAGUUGUAUCUGGGCGAGAGCCAUGGUUGA